This is a messenger RNA of Alligator sinensis (Chinese alligator), 5872 nucleotides long. RefSeq names its product t-complex 11 like 2 (gene TCP11L2). The transcript has 11 exons. Lineage: Eukaryota; Metazoa; Chordata; Crocodylia; Alligatoridae. The record is from RefSeq and is a predicted model, not a curated record. Gene Ontology annotation, biological process: signal transduction. Bases 1340 to 2875 code for a protein of 511 amino acids.
CCGGCCGGGGUGGGGGCUGUUUUGCUCCUCUCGGCAGGCGCGCGCACGUGUGUACGCGCAGGAGUGCUGACGAAACGGGAUACGUCGCCAGAGGGUCUGAAGCUUCCCUCACAGCAUUGGUUGUUGGCGGCAGGCCGGGCUGUGCCCGUGCUGAGAUCAAAGCCGGGGGUUCCUGGCGGCAGCGGCUUCCCCUCGGCUCCGGGUCGGACCCAGCACCAGAUUUGGACCUGGAAGGAGUUUUACUGCGUGGUCGGAUCAAAUGGACUUGGGGGGGAGAGCAGGGGUUGCCUUCCUCUGUAGUGGCCUGGGAUCUCUUGAGUGUCUGUUGCUAAUAGGGCAUAGAAGCUGGAUAUUGGCUGCCCUGGUUCCCCUGCUUUACCCGUGAUGGGUGAGGGAGCGGGGUCUGUGUGGUGUCAGGGUUGACAAUAGUUUUAUGCAGAGUUUAGCUUACCGGCUAGUUUGGAUAAGGAUGCUCCUGCCUCAGGGAGGGGGUUGGACUAGAUGCCCUCUGGAGGUCCCUUCCUGCCCUGCUUUUCUAUGGGCACCUAUACAGGAGCAAGCAAGGCUGUUCCAACACAAUGGAGCAGACUUGAUUAAUGGUAAUUGCCACGCUCCAGCAGCCUCCCGCCUCCCAUGUAUCAGUGUCCCUGCACUUCGUGCCCCUGCCAUCAUUUUGAAGCAUGGGAAUGCUGAUGCACAAGGGACUCCGGGCACUUUAAUUAGAGCCGCUCUAAUUAAAGCACUGCUGCUCUUGGAGAACGUGCAUAAACGCCCUAUGAUACUGUAUCCUCGCCAGAGUGAACAGCCGUGACACCCUAAGAAGGAACACAGUCGACUUCACCCCAAGCCAAACAAUAGUAACAACUCAGCCAGCACCUGAAAUCUCAACAGGCAGGCCCAUGGGGAGAAAUAAGCCAGCGAGACUGCUGCAGAAAUCCAGACGGAGCUGUUGAGUGCAAAGCUGAGGUUGACUCUUGGCACAUACAGAAAUGCGCUCCCUGGGGCUUUAAACAAGGGGCAGAAACUGUGAUACAAAGCACUCUGAAUCAAAGGAGAGACGGAGCAGAUGUUUUUCUCUUCAGGCUCCAAAACAUAAGUCAGUACAAGAGAGAUUCCUUGAAUUCAUCAGAAGUAAUUUUUUCCGUCAAAAAACUUGGCAAGGAAAAGCUGGCUGUGCAGCCUCUUACUGAAUCACGAGCACACGCAUGAGGAAUUGAUGACAGGGUUGCAGUCUGUAUUUUCUCACAAAUACCUGGGGAAGACUACACAACUCAACGUAGUAGUUCUUAUUUGGUGGCUUGCUGCUGUAGGCUUUGCCUAGUAUAUCAAGUGAAUCAAAAUGCCUCUCAGUGAUGACCAGAUCAGUGAUUCAGAUUCUUCAAGAUUGUCUGAGAGCACAGCUUCUUCCAGUGACUCUGAAUUUUCAAGGCAGAGUUUUACCAGUGAUUCUUCAAGCAAACCCAGCUCUCCUGCCUCAACAAGUCCUCCUAAAGUAGUUACGUUUGAUGAACUGAUGGCUGCUGCAAGGAACUUGUCAAAUUUGACACUAGCUCAUGAAAUUGCUGUAAAUGAAAACUUCUGCAUGAAACAUGUUGACCUUCCUCAGAACAGCUUGGAGGGUAGGGUGAAAAAAAUUGUACACAAGGCAUUUUGGGAUCUUUUGGAAUCAGAAUUGAAUGAAGAUCCUCCAGAAUAUGAACAUGCUAUCAAGCUCUUUGAAGAAAUUAAGGAGAUUCUUCUUUCCUUUUUGACUCCUGGAGCAAACAGGAUUCGAAACCAAAUAUGUGAGGUUCUGGAUACAGAUCUUAUAAGACAACAAGCUGAACAUAAUGCUGUUGAUGUUCAUGGACUAGCUAGCUAUGUCAUCAACACUAUGGGGAAAUUGUGUGCUCCAGUAAGGGAUGAUGACAUAAAACAGUUGAAAGCAACUGAUGAUAUUGUAGAGUUGCUGAGACAAAUAUUACAUGUUCUGGAUCUCAUGAAAAUGGAUAUGGUUAAUUACACAAUUCAGAACCUCAGACCACACCUUCAGCGUAACUUGGUAGACUAUGAAAGAACAAAAUUCCAAGAAAUUCUCGAAGAAACGCCAAAUGCUCUGGAUCUGACAACAGAAUGGAUAAAGGAAUCAAUAAAAGAUGAAUUAUCUUCUGUUUCCUGUGAACCAUCAUCCCCUGGUGCUGAUAGCAGCUCUAAACCAAAACUGAGUCCUACUCUGGUGCUAAACAGUGGUUACUUGAAACUCUUACAGUGGGAUUAUCAAAAAACAGUUCCAGAAACGCUAGUGACCGAUGAAGCUCGCCUUCAGGAGUUGAAGGAAAAGCUGAAUCAGUUGAAAAUUAUAGCCUGUGUAUAUCUCAUAACAAACAAUAUACUGGGGGCAACGAUUGUAGGUCUACCGGAUUUUCCUGACAAACUAAAAAGGAUUUCAGCUGCUCUGCUUGAAGGAAUGAACACAAAAACAUUCGAUUUGAAAGAGUCUUUGAAUGGUAUUGGUAUGCAGAUUUGCAUUGAAGUAAACAGGUCCCUAACUGAGAGAGACUUCCCCACACUAAAUACAGAAAUGCAGAAUAACCUAGUGGGUCAAAUCUGUAGCAUCACUCAGGAAGAAAAUCCCAUCAGCUCCUUGAUUGAUAAACGAAUUCAGCUGUACCUGAAGAGCUUACUUACUCUUCCUGUUCCUCACAAAUGUAUGCCUACUAUGCCAGGAGGCCUUUCUGUGAUUCAAGCAGAGAUCGAGUCUAUUGGAUCCCAGUACACAAACAUUGUAAACUUUAAUAAGCAAGUAUAUGGGCCAUUCUAUGCAAAUAUUCUCCGAAAGUUGCUUUUCUGUGAAGCACCAAUGGGAAAAGUAGAAACUGAAGCAUCUACUAAUUGAAAAAUACUCUGACUUGAUAUGGUAACCAAUCACUUUCCCUUCGCCGUAUUUAUAAUAAAGAUAUUGUGACCUCUCUCUUGCCUCAGUGCACAUAACUGGUGCUGGUGACUUUUAAGGAGAGAUGUAUAUCAAAAGGAGAACAAAAUCCUGUUAGGUGUACGCAGGUAAAGUUUUUCCAAAUUCAUUGGAAAUUAAUUUGAUACAUAUAUAUAUUUUAAUAGACUGCAUCUAUUUGUAAUAGAUUGUAACAUUUAUUGUACCAACUAUCAUCAAUUUCAUCUUCCAAAACAAACCUUUUUUGACUUUCAGUGUAGAGGAUUUGACCGAGUGGGGGACUGGGGAGGGUGGUUUUCUUUGCUACUAUUGGUGUAAUUGACAGGAUUCUUAAUAGUGUGUUUUUGUUUUGUUUUGGGGUUUUUGUUUUGUUUUUAAAAACAAUAUGUUACAUGUACUGGUGCAAUUAUGAGAUGACACAGUACACAUUUGAGCUACAAAUGUACUUUCAUUGCUUUAUUACUUAUGGCACACUAUGCAGAUGAAUAUGAAUCAGUUCUUGAAAACACUGAGAUAAGAGAACAUGGUGUAACUGAACUUGCAACAAAAUAAUUUGCAUCGGGCUAAAUCUUGGUACUGUUACAGUUCUUAAGAUGAGAAUUUGGCUUACUUUUGCUUUCAGAAAUGCCGGUAUUACUAUAAGCUGCUUUAAUGUAGCAGUUACACAAAGUCCAUACUAUUUCUGUAAAAGGAAAACAUUCAGAAUUUGUCAACUAUAAUCUAGGCAUUAAAGGUAAAGGCCUUGCAAAAAUAUUUUUGCAUGUGAUUUUUAGCAACAUUUUGUUGUCUAAUAAAGGCUAAUAUUGUCCUUUAUUUUAAACAGGUGGAGGCCUAACUUAGUUUUGAUGUUUUGUAUAGGACCUCAGCCUUCGUUAUGGGGUGCUAAGUACCUGUGAGUUGGGGGCCUUACAAGCUUCUGACCUCAAGUGUUUUUAAGUAUACAAGUUGUUGGAGUUCAGUAGAACAACUUAAAGCAGCUGGAUAAGUGUUGUGCUGGAUUGGGUCAUACAUUUUCAAAAAAGUUUGGUUUUUGUUUUUUUGUUUGGAGUACUUCAGGUUUUAGAUCUUGAAUGAGGAAUCCAAAAUUGCCUGUCACUUAUAAAAACUUAAACCAGAAGUGACUAACAUUGCUGUUUUUAGAUUAAUCCCACAGCCUGCCAGCAGACAUAAUCAAAAGACUACUUGAAACAAUGGAAAUACUUCUAUUGUUGCAAAUGGACUUCAAGACCUAUCCCAAUGCAUAACUUCCAUUGAAGACCAUAGGUGUCUUGUAUGAAGGAAUUAAAUAGGAUUGAAACCUGUGGUGUAGGAGUGUCUAAAAGUUUAGAUAUUGCAAAUAUAUUUUAAAUAUUAUUUCAAAUGUAUUGGAUAUAGUAAUGCUUAAAUGUUUAGUGUAAAAUGGUCUUUAGCAGAUUGAAUCAUAGCUAACUCAAUAAUAUAUCAUUACAGGAUUUAUAAUGUAUAGUAUUUUAAACUUUACAUAGUAUAUUGGUCCCCUUUUUUAAAUGUAAAAAAAUUAGAAACUUUCAGCUGGUACAAACUUUUAGUUUUUUUUGUGUUUUUACUGUUUUAUUGUGCAACAAUAUAUUGUCACUUAAAAUCUUUGCCCAUGUGCUAUGCGCACAGAUUUUUAUAGUACAUCUUGUAUGUCUGUCAUGAAAGUUGAAAAAUGACUGGGCAUUAAUAGCACUGUGGUUAUAUAGUCAAAUCAGCUUUUAAAAAAAUUAUGUAAAUUCUUUUUACCAAGAAAAUUGUAUGUUAGAGAGGUGUUUCUCAAACUGAGGCUUCCCUUCCCACAAAAGACAAAGCAGGAACUUUACAUCCCUCUUCUUCCUUGAAGUAUACAUGUAGGUUAAAGUAAGAGCAGAAGUGCUGAAAACAGCCUUUUUAAAAAGAGAUGCCUCCCGCACUUGCCUUCAGCUGUAUGCCUUGUCCAAGAUGUUGCACAAAAUAGAUAAGCAUAUAAUUUAGGGAAAUCUAUUGAUGAAAGUUUGAGAAACCUGAAAUUUGAAAGGAGCCCUGAAGAAAUAUGCAUCUAAACUUAAGAUUUGGAGGUCAAAAAGGCAGGAGGAGGAGGGAAAUAUACCAAGCAUCAGAUGCUCUAUGGUAACUUCUCACAUACCUGCUCUUACCUAUGGCAAAUGAAAGCUAAACCAUAGGAAGAAACAUGCAUACAGGGAGCUGUUGCAUGGUAAAUUCUAGGCUGUUUUUACUGCCUGGGAACUAGUUCAUGUGUCCAUAGCCUUUGAGUGCAACAAGCAUGCCAGUGAAGUAACAUAUAAUUGUCUUGAUGAAUGAGACUUAACUAUGUAAUUCACAAGCUUUAAGAGAAGAAUGAAUACUGAAAAAGUUAAUGAGGAAUUCUAAAUUUAGGAAAUCAAACAGGAUAUUUAUUAUAAACUAUUUUAAAGUUGACCUUUGGUCCUAAAGAAAACUAUAAAUAUUUAUAAGAGGCAAUUUUUUAUCAUAGUAUUUUCUUACUAACUUUUCUAGUGUAAAUAAGAAAAAUCUCUUGUGGCAAUAUCAGUUGAAAUAUGUUUCAAACUACGUACAGGAUUCUAAACUACCUGGGGAAACGUUUGCACUGUAACUUCCACUAUACAAUGAGGAUUGACUAAACAUUUUUGUAACCACUGAAGUGAUUUGAAAGGGGCAUUUUUAUAGCAUGGCAUAAGUUAAAGCAAAUACUUCAUGUAUUGUAAUUAUUGGUGUUUAAUACUUUGGAUAUGGACCUCACAUCUGACCUUUCAUCUGUUGCGUGCCAUUUUUGCUAACAUGGCUUAAUUAUAUUUGCUUCCACUCUGAAUUUGUCUUGGUGAAAAUAAGACAAAUGUUAUGUAACAGCUUUAUUAAAUGAAACAAAUAUUUGUAAGAUUUUUGUAUGCAUUAAAUUCUGUUUGUGCUAGCACUUUUGUGAGCAGUCAUUCAUGCACACUGUUUCUG